AUGGAGCAGACGACAACAGAGAUCAGGCACCUGCAGUACGACGCUGGCCAAAGGAGACCUCCCAAGGGAAGGAAGUACAGAGCUUUGGGUCACAGGCUAGACCAGCUGCAGACGAGACUCCAGGGCAACGACUGCACCGUUUUGGCCUAUGCCGAUGCAGCAGCUCACCUGCUUAGCAUCAACAAACUCAACAACCUAGAGAAGAAGUUCAUCCACUCAUCUAACCAUCUCACCUUCCUUAUGAGAUGCAGAGAUAAUCAUCUCAUCCCUAAAGGCCUUAGACUAACAAGUCCAGUCCACUCACCAGCAUCCAGCAACAUCCUCAACAAAGCAUCCAGCCUCCUUGUCCGAGAGACAAUUCAACACCAUCGCAAGACCAAGGUUCUCACCUUGACCAACAUCAUAGAACAGCAACACCAACUCCAGAACAUCCUCCACCCUGAGAACUACUCCAAAAUGCGCCACCUCCAGACAAAAGCAAACCAGAAUCUAGACGCCCGAACAAAGAAGACCCACAUCACAAAAUUUAACAAGCUCAGGCCAUCAACCAGCACCCGAACCUCUCCCCCUAGAAAAGAAUACCUAAAGAAAACUGUGAUCAACCUUAGCAGCAAGAAUCUAUCUGAAGAUGAUAUCACUGUCCUAGCCAAAGGCCUGAAAUUCUCCCCCACGGUCCGCCUGAACAAUGAUACAUUCAUUGCCAACAUUGAAACAGGCCUACAACAACUGGCACCUGGCGGCAAUGUUGACUACCUAAGACACCAGACAGCCAACAUCCUCCAAACGAAUAACACUCAAAAAGACAACCUAAACAGAGCAGAAAGGAAAGCCCUCAAACGACUAAAAUCGGAUCAGUCCAUAACCAUAGCCCCAGCUGACAAAGGCCGAGCAACUAUCAUUAUAAACACCGAAGACUUCAACAAGAUCACCAGUAAAAUCCUCAACGACACAUCAACAUACAAAGAACUCAAGAAAGAUCCCACCAAUCAACUCCAGAAAGAACACAAGGCCCUGCUGAAAAACCCCUGUGACAAAAAUGAAAUCGGCCCAGCCCUGCACAAGAAGCUCACUGUCCCACAUCCUAAGCCACCCUACGCCAGAGCCACCAUCAAGGCAAAGACGGAGUGGUUUGGUAUCAACUGA
Molecule: messenger RNA, 1143 nt
Organism: Haliotis rubra (blacklip abalone)
Lineage: Eukaryota; Metazoa; Mollusca; Gastropoda; Lepetellida; Haliotidae
Exons: 3
Coding region: 1-1143 (380 amino acids)
Source: RefSeq, a predicted model, not a curated record